AUGAAUGUAAAGGACGCAGAACAACUUAUACGCGAAAUAAGCGAGACUAACAACAUAAAUGAUCUAUCAUUCGUAUGGCCAAAGGAAUCUAUUCCAUCUGCGCUUCCUUUGGGUGAUUCGGAAGGUGCAACACGCGAUUUGAACCGUCUUCUCGACUUAUUAGCUAUCGUGAAGCCAGUACAUGGCGCUAAGAAGCCAAUGGAUUAUAAACAUAUGAUACGUUUGAUAGAAUUAUAUGACUUGGUACCAAAAGAAGUUAUCAAUAAACUCAAAAGCCGUUUAUCAGAAGUAUUCGACGAUAACGAUCUUAUAUCACAACCCGAACUAUCAAAUAGGAGAGAAAAUCCAGUAUCUUACAAAGACAAACUUAAUCCAGACUCCGAUAAAUUUAAAGAAGCUUUAGCAAAUUUCAAUAAUCGUAACUUACAACAAUCGUCAUCGAAUCGAACAAACAAUGGCAUAUAA
Wallemia mellicola CBS 633.66 is the source of this 465-nucleotide messenger RNA. RefSeq lists its product as hypothetical. Lineage: Eukaryota; Fungi; Basidiomycota; Wallemiomycetes; Wallemiales; Wallemiaceae. The record is from RefSeq and is a predicted model, not a curated record. The transcript has a single exon. Bases 1 to 465 code for a protein of 154 amino acids.